Maylandia zebra (zebra mbuna) is the source of this 3861-nucleotide messenger RNA. It is a transcript of the gene btbd9, whose product is annotated as BTB (POZ) domain containing 9. Gene Ontology annotation, cellular component: cytoplasm. Gene Ontology annotation, biological process: modulation of chemical synaptic transmission; circadian behavior; adult locomotory behavior. The record is from RefSeq and is a predicted model, not a curated record. NCBI's taxonomy places the organism in Eukaryota, Metazoa, Chordata, Actinopteri, Cichliformes, Cichlidae. Gene Ontology annotation, molecular function: protein binding.
UCCUUUGCCCCCGAAGAGGUUUCCGCUGGUGUAAUGUUGGAAGAGCUAGGGGGUUAACGGCUGAUUUUUUUCCUGCAUUUUGGAAAAAAUAACAACGACUGUGUGUUUGAGAUCGACUUUAUCUCAAUACCGGAGUUAAUGGUUGCUGUUCAAUGUAACUCUGACAGCCGUCGACCAUGAGCAACAGUCACCCUCUGCGUCCACUGGCCUCCGUGUCGGAAAUCGACCACAUCCACCUGCUGUCGGAGCAGCUCGGAGCCCUGGUGCUCGGAGAGGAGUACAGCGAUGUCACCUUCAUCGUGGAGGGAAAGCGCUUCCCAGCGCACAGGGUCAUCCUGGCAGCUCGCUGUCACUACUUCAGGGCCCUGCUAUACGGUGGGAUGAAAGAGUCACAACCGCAGGCGGAGGUGUGUUUGGAGGAGACUCGGGCUGAAGCCUUUUCAAUGCUGUUGAACUACCUGUACACGGGCCGGGCCAGCCUCAGUUCUGCCCGGGAAGAGGUGCUACUGGACUUCCUGGGCUUGGCUCACCGCUACGGGCUCCAGCCUUUGGAGGAUUCCACAUCUGACUUCCUCCGCACCAUCCUGCAUACCAACAAUGUCUGUCUGGUGUUUGACGUGGCCAGCUUGUACUCUCUGAGCGCGCUCACUGCAGCCUGCUGUACUUACAUGGACAGACACGCACCUGAAGUGCUAAAUUCUGAAGGUUUCCUCACGCUCUCCAAGAAUGCUUUGCUGACUGUGGUCAGGAGGGACUCAUUUGCUGCCAGUGAGAAGGAGAUCUUCCAAGCGUUGUGCCGCUGGUGCCGGCAGCAUGAGGAUGGCGAGCACACUUACGAGGUGAUGUCUGCAGUGCGGCUGCCCCUCAUGACUCUGACCGAGAUGCUGAAUGUGGUGCGACCGUCUAGCCUCGUGAGCCCAGAUGACCUGCUGGACGCCAUUAAGGCCCGGUCUGAAAGCCGCAAUAUGGACCUCAACUACCGGGGAAUGCUCAUCCCUGAGGAGAACAUCGCCACCAUGAAAUACGGAGCUCAGGUAGUGAAAGGAGAGCUGAAGUCAGCGCUGCUCGACGGCGACACCCAGAACUACGACCUGGACCACGGCUUCUCCAGACACCCAAUCGAAGAGGACGGCCGAGCUGGGAUUCAGGUCAAACUGGGCCAACCGUCCAUCAUCAACCACAUCCGCCUGCUGCUGUGGGACAGAGACAGCCGGUCUUACUCAUACUACAUCGAGGUGUCAAUGGAUGAGCUGGACUGGGUGCGUGUUGUUGACCACUCCAAGUAUCUCUGCCGCUCGUGGCAGAAUCUGUACUUCGCACCCCGGGUUUGCAGAUAUGUUCGUAUUGUAGGAACACACAACACGGUCAACAAGGUCUUCCACCUCGUGGCUUUUGAAUGCAUGUUCACCAACCGCUCGUUCACCCUGGAGAACGGGCUUGUGGUGCCCAGUGAGAAUGUGGCCACUAUAGCUGCCUGCGCUAGCGUCAUCGAGGGUGUGAGUCGCAGCAGAAAUGCCUUGCUCAACGGUGACACCCGCAACUACGACUGGGACUCGGGAUACACUUGUCAUCAGCUGGGCUCUGGGGCCAUCGUCAUCCAGCUAGCUCAGCCCUAUUCUAUCGGAUCACUGAGGCUGCUGCUGUGGGACUGCGAUGAGCGCUCCUACAGUUACUACAUUGAAGUUUCCACCAACCAACAGCAGUGGACAAAAGUGAUUGACCGCACCAGGGUAGCUUGUCGAUCAUGGCAGACACUGAAGUUUGAUAAGCAGCCUGCUUCCUUCAUCCGUAUUGUUGGGACUCAUAACACCGCUAAUGAGGUGUUCCACUGCGUGCACUUUGAGUGUCCGGCCCAGCUGGACACAGAGGUCAGUGAAGGCAGCCCGGGUUUGGAUUCUUCUGAUUCUGGAGCUACUACGCAGCAGCAACAGCAGCAGCGACCUCAACGACCUUCACGCACACACAGCCUGCUGCCCACCCAGCCCUCUUCCUCCUCAUCCUCUUCCUCUUCCCAUCAUUAAGAAUGUCCCCUUAUUGGAAGAUGUUGAGAGGAAGGAGAGUGGUGGGCGGGGGGGACCUCAGAACGCCAUUUUGCACAGCCUUCAUUGUUCAGACAGCACUGCUACAACAACACUGCUAAGGCGAUCGUCUUUGUCAUAAUCCAUAGUCCGUCUGUCAUAUGUGCAACAUUAGAGACUGGUGUAUUGGUAGCAACAGCAUUUAGGGCUCCAGUCUUCCCAGUUUUGAAGCUCAACAUUAGAUAUCAUAUCUCCUGCGUUUAUAUGAAGGUACUUUUUAGGAACUAAGACUCAAGUUUUAUCCUUUAAAAAAAAUAUGAAGGUGAAAUCUUUCUCUAAAGGUUAGGCACACACUGAAACAUGUUUAUACUGUAUUAUCAAAGAGCAGUAAGUCCAUGGUGGGGGGGUGGUAUUUGAAUUUUAUGCAUUAAUCGUACGAUUAAUAAUGAAAGUACUGUUGUUAAGCUAUUUUUUUUAAGAAACUGUCUUAAACUGACUCUACUCACUUUUCAUACCAUCACAACUAACAGAGUAGAAGUUGAGUAUUUUUCAAACUUUGGAAGUAAAUAGUUCAAAGGUCUGCCAAAGCUGUCGAGCUAAUGCAUUAGGUGACAUUUCUAUCCAAAUGGCAUUUAAUCCAAUUAUCUAUCUGCAUAUUAAGUAAUAGCUGUGGCGUAUUUGAUAGCAGGCUUUGACACCCAAUCUAAACUUUGCAGUGUGACCUUUUCUCUUUUUUUUUUUUCUUUUUCUUUUUUUUUUAUAGCUAAAAUUCAUACCUCAAUAAUGAUCUCACUAAAACGAACCAAGAUUUAACUGAGUGUCUUAAUUUAAUAUUUUAAGCACUUGAAUAGGUUGGCGCACACACACGAUUAGGGAAAUCAAUUAGCUUGGGGGGGAAAUGGGACUUAGAGGACCAAAUUUGGCUGCACUUGGGCUGCUGAAGUUUAACUUUAUACUGUAGACACAUGAGCAGCUUCCAUCUGCACUUUAUUUUACUCAAGUAUACAGAAAUAAGGGUUGUAGCUUGGGUCUUCUGACUGAAGUAGAGUACUGGAGUGCUGGAUUUGGUAUCUUGCUGUUUAUGUUAAAUUAAUUUAAAAUCUUUGUGGUUCUGGGUUGUUUUUGAUUUCAGUUCUUUUUGCAUUUUUUUUAAUGAAGUGUCAGUGCUGUGUUUUCUUUGUGUCCUGAUGUUGCACUUUUACGUUAUUUAAAAAGAAGAAAAAAAAAUCAUUUGUUGGAAACCCUUUGUUUGCUGUUACAUAACCUGAAAUACCUAUCUACCUUAGGUGACUCACUGAUGUUUCUGUAAGCUUUCUUUAACCAUCCCAAUACAUUUAAGACAACUACCCAUUAGUUUGAUAAGUCUUCCUUAAUAACUAGAGAACAAAAAUAGGGCUUUGUUCAGGUUGUACUCUCCAUACCUUAUCUAACUUUAUGUGUACUUUUACUUAUUUUCACCAUCAAUGUGUGACUGCAUCUCACUGCCUCGUGUUCAAUGCCUGUUAAAAAUGUGAUUACGAAAAACAAAAACAACAAAAAAAGCCGAUGUUGUUUGUUGAUUUUUGUUUCUGUAAGAGGGUGACACACACACCUGCUAGUCAGAAUCGCUGCUGUUACACACAGUGAAGCUCUUUGAUUCAAGCAAUACAAUAAGUCCACCUUUGGUUUUAAGUAUUGAGAGCUUUUGUUACACACCAAAUGGUGCUGAUUGAUAAUCGUGUAACAUUAAUGGGCCGGGCACUGAUGCCCCACCAGCUUUGUGGGCAGUGUUAAUGUGUACGGCUGCCUAUGAAGAUGUUAUUGUCAUAAAACUUUUUAAAAUGUCAUGUUUUGAAAAUCAAAA